AUGGACUCCUACACCACCGCAUUUGCUCCUGAAGUCAAGCACGCUCCGAACGACACUGAGGCUUUCGAGGGCGAAGAGGAGGACGUUCUAGCAGACUACUUCGAGAAAAGCGCGUUGGCGGUCCGGAAUUCUUUUGAAAGGUUCGAGCAAGGUUGUGCUCGUCCGGUAUUCAACUACAUCCUCGCGACAUUUAGGAGGAGACCUGUCCGCUCAACAUUUGCUGCUGUCUACAUCGCGCUCAGCGUCCUCCCCGUGCUCUCAUUCAUCGGUUUCUCCGUCUUCGUUUUUGCGACUUCCAUCUUCGUUGGCGUUGCAACGGCCAUCGUUGGGGCGGCGUGCGCCGUAGGCUUCUUCGGGUUCUGGCUCGCAUGCUUGCUCGGCUUCUUCCUCUUCGUCUCUUUCAACCUCACCCUUACCGUUAUCACGACCUACCUCUUCGUUCGCUUCGUUAUGCGCGCGCGCGACGAAGGUCCUCGCGCGGCGCUGUCCAACCUCGCGCAGGAGACUCGCGCGCAGUUCACGCGCGGCCGGAAGCCCGGUCCCUCAAGGCGCCAGACGCUCGACUCCAGUUCCACCUCCGAUGCUUCCCUGAUUGGCGGCCAGGGAGACGUCCUUGGGGAGAAGGUCGCCGGGGGAUAUGUGGACGCGUCUGUGAACGGGCCGCAGGCUAUGGCUUGA
Messenger RNA from Epithele typhae, 678 nucleotides. RefSeq lists its product as uncharacterized. The transcript is spliced from 5 exons. Bases 1 to 678 code for a protein of 225 amino acids. The record is from RefSeq and is a predicted model, not a curated record. NCBI's taxonomy places the organism in Eukaryota, Fungi, Basidiomycota, Agaricomycetes, Polyporales, Epitheliaceae.